This is a messenger RNA of Pichia membranifaciens NRRL Y-2026, 1920 nucleotides long. RefSeq lists its product as hypothetical. Gene Ontology annotation, cellular component: cytosolic small ribosomal subunit. The transcript has a single exon. Bases 1 to 1920 code for a protein of 639 amino acids. The record is from RefSeq and is a predicted model, not a curated record. Lineage: Eukaryota; Fungi; Ascomycota; Pichiomycetes; Pichiales; Pichiaceae. Gene Ontology annotation, biological process: translational initiation. Gene Ontology annotation, molecular function: tRNA binding; translation initiation factor activity; mRNA binding.
AUGUCUGCGUCCAUAGAUUCGGCCAAAGUGCCCCAGUUCUUCUGCCGCCAGCCGAAAUCCGUCGAGCUCAUACAGGCAGAGCCCGUGUUCAGAAGCUUACCCAACUUCCAGACGCCAGAGCCCACCGCGGACACCCGGUGUGCGCAAUUCAUAGCCGGCGGCAAGGCGUUCCUGUACACGCUGCCUUCGGGCGUGCAGGUGGUCGACACCGUCACGGGCGAGGUGCUCGUGCGCAUCCCGAUAGAGGACGUGUUCGAGACAAACAUCUCGCCGAACGGCAACUACGUGACGACAUGGUCGAAGCUCACCAAGGACCCGGCUGCUGGCGCCGACGCGGCGCCCGCCGUGUACCUCAAGAACGUCAACAUCAUCAACAUCGACCUCCCAAACAGAACGUUCCAAAUCCUGCACUCUUUUCUCAACAAAACCCAGAACGGCUGGAUCCCGCAGUUCACCGCAGACGAGUCCGUCGUGUGCUUCUACCGCAACCCGUACUCCUUGAACUUCUUCAAGCUGGCCGGCGCCAGCACCGUCUUCGACUUCUCCAAGCCGUUGUACACCCUCGACUUGAAGGAGUUUGGCAAGAUCGAAGACUUCCAGCUCUCGCCGGGGAAAAACCCCUCCGUCGCCGUCUUCAUCCCGGGCCAGAAGGGCAACCCGGCAUACAUCAAGGUGUACUCCUUGCCCAACGUCAAGAGCCCGGUCUCCCAGAAGCAGUUCUUCAAAGGUGAGUCCUGCACGUUCAAGUGGAACGCGCUCGGCACCUCCAUCUUGGCCCUCGUCUCCACCGACGUCGACUCCACCAACAAGUCCUACUACGGCGAGACCCAGCUCUAUCUGUUGGACAUCUCCGGUCUGUUUGACCAGAAGAUCCACCUCCCGAACGAGGGCCCCAUCCACGAGAUCACGUGGUCGCCUACGUCGAGAGAGUUCGCCGUCAUCUACGGCUACAUGCCCGCUGUCACCACCUUCUUCGACUCGAGAGGUAACUCGAUCCACUCUUUGCCCAAGGCACCAAGAAACACCAUCUUGUACUCCCCGCACGCAAAGUACAUCUUGGUGGCAGGUUUUGGGAACUUGCCCGGCGACAUCGACAUCUUGGACAGACAGAACAAGUUCUCCAAGGUCGUGUCCUUCCAGGCGUCCAACACCAGUGUGUGCAAGUGGUCGCCAGACGGCCGGUUCAUCUUGACCGCCACCACCUCGCCACGGUUGAGGGUCGACAACAGCGUCAAGAUCUGGUACUUCAACGGCUCGCUCGUCUACUACAAGGCGUACACCGAGUUGAACAGCGUCGAUUGGCGCUUCCAGCCCUUGACCGACUUCCCGCCCAUCACCGUCUCCAAGGCCGACAAGGUGGACUGCGAGCCCGACCAGAGCGCCAUCGACUACCUCAACAAACAGCCAAAGAAAAACGCAGCCAACGGUGGCAAGGUCGGGGCCUACAGGCCUCCGCACGCCAGAAGCAGCGCCAGCAGCAGCGGCACGGGCAGAUCCCUAGCCGACUUGCACGAGCAGAGGGUCGGCGGCGGCCGCUCCUUUGUCCCCGGCAUGUCUCCUUCCGCCUCCACCACCAACGUCUCCGACCCCGCCGGCUCCGAAAGCAAGUCUGCCCAGAAGAACAGACGCAAGAGAGCCAACAAGAAGAACGAAAACGACUCUCCAGUCUCCUCUCCUGCCGCCCCAGCGCCGGCCGCUCUCUCCACCCCGGCCACCGCCGAGUCGCUUGUCGUCGGCGGCGUCUUCUCCAUCGAGGAGAAGAAGAUCCGGAACCUCCUGAAGAAGCUCCGUGCCAUUGAGGCUCUCAAGCAGAAGCAGGCCAACAACGAGCAUCUCGAGGACACCCAGGUGUUGAAGAUCCAGACCGAGGACGCCGUGCGCAAGGAGCUCGAGAGUCUCGGCUGGAAGGGCGACGAGUGA